Molecule: messenger RNA, 2973 nt
Organism: Hyaena hyaena (striped hyena)
Lineage: Eukaryota; Metazoa; Chordata; Mammalia; Carnivora; Hyaenidae
Gene: CCDC71
Product: coiled-coil domain containing 71
Exons: 3
Coding region: 111-1511 (466 amino acids)
Source: RefSeq, a predicted model, not a curated record
CAUGUUGGAGCAGCGGAGGCGGCGCAGAGGCGCGUCCUGGGUCCCCGCGGCGGCGCCGGUGCCAAGCGCUGGUUUGCGGAUACCCAGGCAGAUCUGCAGUGCCUAAUGCCAUGAGCGUGGUGGUGCAGCAUGCGGAGGAGAAAGCUGUGCACUCCUGGUCGCGGAUCUCCACGGCAGGAAAGAAGGCCCUGGAGGAGGCGCUCCUUGUCUUUAACCCCAUGAGCCAGGAUCUCAGUGCCACAGAGGCCCAGCUUGUAGCCUUCCUGCAGGGCCUGCGGGAUGAUGGCUUCCAACCUACCAUCCUGCGCAGCGGUGAUGUCUAUGGCUAUAGUUCAUGCACAGCCAACCCCCCAAGCCAGACGAAGCUGCAAGCUCGUGCCCCCGCCCCAGCUGCCACAUCACCUCCAGCCAGCACCCCCAGAACUGCCAUGCGGCUGCCUGCAGGCCGGGCCACGCUGCUUCCUAUGCCACUAUCUGGAAGGCUGGCCAAAGCAUCCACACCAACCCUUGCCAAGCAUGCUACCACCAACCUGCUGCUGAGCUCCCUGAAGCAGUCAAGUGCCAGUCGUGCCCGGGGUGCAGCAGUGGGCUUCCCCGCCCACCUCUAUCCAGGUGUCUACCCUGCCAUGCGGCUCUCUGUUGUCCUUGAGGCCCUGGUUCCACUAAAGACUUCCAUGCCCUGCUUGGGUGCCAAGCACAAGGCACAGUCACUACAGCUCUCACUUGCAGACUCUCCCCUGAAGCUGCGCAAAGGCCCAGGGAAGAGGCCAGGGAACUCUCGGCCCAAAGCUCCCAGAAAAGCCACAAGCAAGGGCCCCAAGUGUCUGACUCACAGAGCCCCCAGGGCUAGACCCCAACAAGGCACUAAGCCCCGGAAAAAGACCUGCAAAGCUACUGGGUCCCUCAGUGGCCUACAAAUGAAAAGUGGCUCUGCCCUGGGCACCAAAACAUCCCAGGCCAAGGCAGCUCGAACACUGGCCAAAGCUGCCCAGGCCAAGGUAGCUCGAACACAGGCCAGAGCUGCCAAGGCCCAGGCAAAAGCCAAGGCAGCACAGAUCAGGGCCAAGGCCAAGGCAGCACGGAUCAGGGCCAAGGCCAAGGCAGCACGGAUCAAGGCCAAAGCCAAGGCCGUGCGGGCCAAGGCCAAGGCAGUGCAGGCCAAGGCCAAGGUGGCUCGGACCCAGUCCAGGAACAGGGGCAGGCCAAAAGGAUCUGUUCAGGCCAGGACUGCAAGGAAGGGCCAGAAAAGCCGCCCUGAGACUGUAGGACAGAAGAGGAAAAGGGCUGAGGAGGCAAAGGAUCUUCCUCCCCGGAAAAGAACACGACAUGGGCCCCGAUCCCCUAAGGCAUGGCUAGGGCCUGGAACAGCAAAGCUGCUAAAAUUCCGGGCCAUCAAGGUGGACAGGCGGUCCUCGGAUGAUGAGGUUCGGCAGCGGGCUCAGCGGAUCCUCCGUGUGAACCUGUCCCCUGUAAUACAGCUCCAGCCAUUGCUGCCAUACUCGGCACCCUGAUUCCUUCACAUAGCAAUCUUUGGGAAAACUGAGCCCAGUUGUCUGUGUGACCAGUGGCACAGUGUGCAAUGCCCAUGGAUUCUACAACCCCAAGGACUCCGAGUGCCUCUCCAGGGCCCUGAGAGCCACCAUUCUCCUUUCAGAGACUGGAGGAUAUGGGGUGGUAUGGGCGGGUGGGAGGGGUGUUCUCAUGGCGCGAUGCACUGUGAUUUGUUACUCUUCAAGUUGUACCUCCACUGUUCCAUCUAUCACGUUUUAUACCUUUCCACCUUCCAGUCUCCCUGCCCACCCUUCAUGGUCUUUUUUGUGUUUGUAGCUGCUGGUAGGCCAGCUUCAGCAUACAGAAGUGGCCUCAGGAACAGGGCUGCCAGAGGGGGUCCUGGUAGCCCAGGACAAGUCCUGGAGGUAAUUUUCAAAGUUCUGCACCCAGCCAUUCUGAUGGAGAACCCACACAACCUCAGGACUCAGGGUACUCAUCCCCACAGCCAGUCCUGUGCUCCUUCCACAUCAGGACAGCCAGAUACUGCAGGGAGGUGAGGUCCUGCUUGGGUGUGUACACCAGUGGGGUAUGGUGGCAGGCAAGCCAGCUCCGUCUCCCAGCAUCAUUCCCCGGCUGUGUCCCAUCAUGGUCCUCUAUUGUGGACCCUAAUAUGGCCCCCUUUCCAAUCCCAUCAUUUCCCCCCAUACCUAUACCCAGUGUAUAGGGACUGGCACAGGUAGCAGUUUCUAUCUCUGCCCCAUUGCAAGUCCUUUGUGGGACCCCAUUGUGGUUCCCAUCACUACUUUCUAUGCCAGCUACCAACAAUGUACCCCAUUUCUGCACUUAUCACUGUACCUUAUAACUGUCCCUUUUAUGAGCCUCCAUCACAACCCCUAUCCUGGUCACCCUGACUCAUCACCCUGAUGAGUCAUCACCCUGAUUCUUCACCCUAGCCUUACUUGGUGCCCCACAUCUCUGCAGCUGCCUCUAGGUGGCGCCGGGGUGUCUCUGGGUUGUGACCUCUUGUAAAACAAGUCUUGAAAGACAAGACACAUAACCAUAACUCAGCAGGGCAACCCAGAGUCAGGCCAGGUGAGUACUAAAGUAGGACAUACCCCAACCUGGCCUUUACUCUCCACCCACCUUGACUGUGGCUAUUAACCAACUACUUCUCCUGAGCCCCGAUGCUAGGUUCCCAAGCACGUCUUCCUUGCUCUUCUGAUCAGAAGAGAGACACUCAGCAAUGGGCAGUAUAAGAGGUAACCUUGGUUCAGUAACUGACUUAACCUGUGGAGCAGAAAGUAGCCGUGGACCCGUCUGUCCCAUGUGUACAUUGAACAAGUGCCCAUUGAGCUCCACUGUGUGCCAGACAUCUAUCCUCUGAGCAGUGUUAAGUGGGGAGCAGAUAAACAAGGUAUCUGUCUUCUUGGAGCUGCCAUGAAAGUGAGAAAAACUUGAUAAAUAAGCAAACUAAUACUCUAA